CUCGCGGACGUCUCUUUCCCAUCGCGCAGCCAUUGCGAUGGCCUCAAUAUUCCAGACGUUCCCCUUGUUGCGGAGCGUUGCCCCGCGGCUCACGCGCCGCCUAUUUGUCUAUCGGCCGUGUCUCAAUUCGCCAGUUCCCUCGCCCAUUCGAGCUCCAAGUGCAUCUGCUCCUCAAGUGUCAGUGCUGCAAGCCGUGAGAUGGAAGUCGACAGCAGAAGCCCCGGUGGCGGUGGCCGCUGUAUUGAAGGCCCAAAGUAGCCGCAAAAGCUUCCCGCAGAAGAGCAGCAGGAACUUCUUCCCGAUGGAGAGCAGCAAGAGCGUGGCAUACUGGCUGCUGGGGAGCGCGGCCAGUGUCUUUGGCAUCGUAGUAUUCGGCGGACUGACACGCCUCACCGAGUCUGGACUUAGCAUCACCGAAUGGCGUCCCAUCACCGGCUCGCUCCCACCCAUGAACCAGGACGACUGGGAGAGCGAAUUCGCCAAAUACAGGUCGUCACCCGAGUUUGCCCUCCUCAACGCCAACAUGACGCUCCCCGAGUUCAAACAGAUCUACUUCAUGGAGUGGACCCACCGGCUCUGGGGCAGGGUCAUCGGCGUCACCUUCCUGCUACCCACAGCCUACUUCAUUGCGCGGCGCCGUGUGUCUCGUUCGAUGGCAUGGAAACUCGCAAGCAUCUGCGGCCUGAUCGGAUUCCAGGGCUUCCUCGGCUGGUGGAUGGUGAAGAGCGGGCUACGUGACGACCUCUUCGCUCCGGGAAGCCACCCCCGCGUCAGCCAGUACCGCCUGACGGCCCAUCUGGGUGCCGCCUUCGCUGUCUACUGUUCGAUGCUCCUCUCCGGCCUUUCCAUCCUCAAAGAACGCCGCCUGCUCGCACGCCCAGAAAAGGCUCGCAAGGUAUUAUCACUGCUCAUGAAUCCGAAGCUGCGCCUGUUCCGGUGCUCCGUAGUCGCGCUUGCCCUGCUUGUCUUCGCAACUGCCAUGUCCGGUGCGCUAGUAGCCGGCCUGGACGCCGGCCUCAUCUACAACGAGUUUCCGUACAUGGGCAUCGGCCUGACUCCACCUAAGAAGGAACUCUUUGACCCAUUCUACAGCCACGUCAACGACCACUCUGACCUGUGGUGGCGGAACAUGCUCGAAAACCCCUCGCUUGUCCAACUUGAUCACCGAAUAUUGGCCACCACAACCUUCACAGCCAUCAUGGCCCUGCUCACUUACACUCGGUACUCUAGCACUGUGCGCGCUACGAUUCCCAAGAAUGCGAAGAAAGGCGUCAUGGGAAUGGUACAUCUUGUUUGGAUGCAAGCAGCACUUGGCAUUGGCACUCUCAUCUAUAUGGUUCCUACCUGGUUGGCUGCUGCACACCAAGCCGGAGCUUUGGCACUGCUCACAGGCGCUGUGAUGCUCUACAGUAGGAUUUCGCUUCCUCGACGCGCCAUCAGACGCCGGUUGCUUAAGUCUCCUUCUUUGCAGCAUCAUGCAACGCGACCUCUGCGUGAACGGCUUGGAGCCACAGGCCCAGACCAGACCAGGUAAUGAAACGGGCCGGAAAUAUAUAUCCUGUUGAUAUUACCAUCGAUUCUAGCAAGAGGUUUAAAAGAUAGACUUCACUCUAGUCAUGUUCUGUGUUAUGCUUAUCACACGCUGUAAGUUUAUCAUGAAAUGUACUGAAUCAAUUCUGGGUUACUUUUCCACUCUUUGUUAACUGCUUCCUCCUCAUCUCCUUAUAAGCUUCUAUCGCAAAAUUCUGCGCCCUUUUCACGUAAAGUGCGGCCUCCAGUAACUGCAGAGGACUAGGUCAAGUUAUGGUUGGGGCUGAUAUGGGGACCCUUUGGAUAGGAUCUAAGCAACCUAAGAUAGAACAAUUUGUAGAAUUAUUACACUACCUCUUCUUUUAUAGGCUAAU
Messenger RNA from Lindgomyces ingoldianus, 1904 nucleotides. Its product is annotated as electron transfer protein 1, mitochondrial precursor. Gene Ontology annotation, cellular component: mitochondrial inner membrane. Gene Ontology annotation, molecular function: oxidoreductase activity, acting on NAD(P)H, heme protein as acceptor. The record is from RefSeq and is a predicted model, not a curated record. Gene Ontology annotation, biological process: heme A biosynthetic process. The transcript is spliced from 2 exons. Bases 38 to 1534 code for a protein of 498 amino acids. NCBI's taxonomy places the organism in Eukaryota, Fungi, Ascomycota, Dothideomycetes, Pleosporales, Lindgomycetaceae.